CUAUCUGUACGCUGUGGAGAGGACUGACACAUCUCCAACAGAAGAGGGGGUGGCUGGUUCAUCGCUUCUCUGCUGCCAGCAUCCUGAGUUCACCCCUCCUCCCUUUUACGCCCUCAGGAGGAUGGUGCAGUCCAGAGGAUGAGCUGCCUCCACCCUUGAGGCAGAGGUUGCCCUGGAUGAUGCACAAGUCACCAGCGUCUCCCAGCCCCAACCCGCCCAGAUCCUCAACAAGAAGGACCUCCAUCCUACCUGUGGUACCAGCUGCUCCUGGCGAACAAAAUAUAAACUCCACAAGUUAUUGAUCGACGUUUGUUGGGACCACCGAUUGCUGUGGCCAGGCCAGGCCCGGCCACCAUGAACGCAGCGCGUCGGGAAGCGGUGAUGGUUUCCACGGUGACCAGUCCGGAGCGGGAGGCCGGACACAACGCCACGAACACCCCCAGCAGGCAGGACGUGUUCUCACACAUGAAGAACAAGUUCAUGAACGAGCUCGGCAAAAUCCCCAUGCAUGCAAGAAAAUUACCUCCCUGGGCCCUGGCUGCCAUUAUCAUCGUGCUGUGCCUGCUGCUGCUCUGCUGCUGUCUCUGCAUCUGCAAGAAGUGUUGCACCAAGAAGAAGAAGCAGAAGAAGGGGAAGGACAAGGGCAAAGCACAGAUCAACAUGAAGGAGGUGAAGGGCAUGGGCAAGAGCAUCAUCGACAAGGUACAGCCAGAUGUGGAGGAUCUGGAUCCAAGUUUACUGGGAGACGAGAAGAGAGAGGAGGAGAAGCUGGGAAAGCUGCAGUAUUCUCUGGAUUACGAUUUCCAGAGUGGCCAGCUGAUUGUGGGCAUCAUCCAGGCAGCCGACCUGGCCGCGCUGGACAUCGGCGGGACGUCUGACCCCUACGUCAAGGUCUUCCUCUUGCCGGAUAAGAAGAAGAAAUUUGAGACCAAAGUUCAUCGAAAGACACUCAACCCCACGUUUAGCGAGUCGUUUACCUUUAAGAUUCCGUACUCUGAGCUUGGGGGUAAAGUCCUCGUCAUGGCCGUGUACGACUUUGACCGCUUCUCCAAACACGACGCCAUCGGGGAGAUCCGCAUUCCCAUGAGCAGCAUUGACCUCGCACACGUGAUCGAGGAGUGGAGAGACCUGGAGUCAGCGGAGAAGGAGGAGCAAGAGAAGCUGGGAGAUAUCUGCUUCUCCCUCCGUUACGUCCCGACUGCCGGCAAACUCACUGUCAUCGUGCUGGAGGCCAAGAACCUCAAGAAAAUGGACGUUGGUGGACUCUCAGAUCCGUACGUGAAGAUCCAUCUCAUGCAGAACGCCAGGAGGUUGAAGAAGAAGAAGACCACCAUCAAGAAGAACACUUUGAACCCGUACUACAAUGAGUCCUUCAGCUUUGAGGUGCCUUUCGAGCAGAUUCAGAAGGUGCAGGUGGUGAUCACCGUGCUGGACUACGACAAGCUGGGGAAGAACGAGGCGAUCGGCAAGUGUUUUGUGGGCUAUAACGGCACAGGCAUGGGUCUGCGCCACUGGUCAGACAUGUUAGCAAACCCCCGACGGCCAAUUGCCCAGUGGCACACCCUGCAGCCCGAGGAGGAGGUGGACAUAGCGCUGGGGAUCAAGACUUCCUGAUGCCAACACCCACACCCGCACACCCUGUAAUUGAUAAGCUUUGAGCAGACGUUUGUUUUCUGUGGCGAUUUGUAAAAUAUAUCACAAACAAGUUGUUGAUGAGCCUACACAUGUACCUGUUUCAGGAUGUUCUUACCUUGAACAAGCCCAGGGCUUAGGUCGACCUUUCAGACAACCUGGCCUCAGUCAUUCCAUUCAAGGAAACGUUUUUAUUCUGGACCUGGUUGUAUUGUUCCCCUGUUGUCGUUAUAUGAUUCUGUAGCGUCGUGCCUGUAUUGUGAGGGGGGAGAUGGAACGGGUGUGGCAUUAGUAACGAGGAUUAAGGACCUGAAACACCAUCAGAGAUCACGGUGAACAGACAGAAUUCUAUUUUGUGAACAGAACUUUGAUCUGUUGAAUAAAACCGGUUAUUGUUCCUCA
Molecule: messenger RNA, 2034 nt
Organism: Amblyraja radiata (thorny skate)
Lineage: Eukaryota; Metazoa; Chordata; Chondrichthyes; Rajiformes; Rajidae
Product: synaptotagmin-1-like
Exons: 10
Coding region: 355-1614 (419 amino acids)
Biological process (GO): synaptic vesicle endocytosis; calcium ion-regulated exocytosis of neurotransmitter
Cellular component (GO): axon; dense core granule; plasma membrane
Molecular function (GO): phosphatidylserine binding; SNARE binding; calcium-dependent phospholipid binding
Source: RefSeq, a predicted model, not a curated record